Molecule: messenger RNA, 1353 nt
Organism: Sitodiplosis mosellana (orange wheat blossom midge)
Lineage: Eukaryota; Metazoa; Arthropoda; Insecta; Diptera; Cecidomyiidae
Product: aldo-keto reductase family 1 member B1-like
Exons: 5
Coding region: 144-1088 (314 amino acids)
Cellular component (GO): cytosol
Molecular function (GO): aldose reductase (NADPH) activity
Source: RefSeq, a predicted model, not a curated record
GCAAAUGUAUGGGUAAUUUGAUAAAGUUUCAUCGCAAAUAAAAACGACCGCACUGUUUAUUCAACGUACGGUUGUCAAAAGUUUCGCAACAUCAAUUUUGAUUCAGUUUUGUAAAGUUUGGAAUUUCUUUUUUGGUGUGAAAAAUGGCAAAUGUACCGAAGAUUCUCAUGAACAACGGAUUGUUCAUGCCCGGUUUUGGAUUGGGAACAUUCGAGUCAUUUGGUUUAGCCGGUAGAGCCACUAAGCAUGCGAUUGACGUUGGUUAUCGUCACUUUGACACAGCCCGAUUGUACGCGAACGAAGUGGAGGUUGGACAAGCCAUUCAGGAGAAGAUCAAAGAAGGUGUUGUGAAACGUGAAGAAAUUUUUAUUGUCACCAAAUUAUGGAACACCGACCAUGAGCCGGAAAAGGUUGAAAAAGCAGCCCGUCAAAGCUGUGAGAAACUUGGAUUGGGCUACAUUGAUCUGUAUUUGAUGCACUAUCCAGUGGCUUUCAAAGAACGCACUCCGUUUGAGGACUGGCCGUUGAAUCCAGAUGGCACAUUUGAACAUGUCGAUGUCGAUUAUAUUGACACAUGGAAGGCAAUGGAGAAACUGGUUGACUUGGGCAUCGUCAAAAGUAUUGGCAUUUCAAACUUCAACAGUCAGCAAAUAGAUCGUUUGUUGGCCAACUGUCGCAUCAAGCCCGUAAAUAAUCAGAUCGAGGCUUCUCCACAAAUCAAUCAAAAGAAGCUGAUAAAAUUCUGUCAAGAGCGUGACAUCAUUGUGACAGCAUACUGUCCAUUGGGUCGACCGAUUCCAGCUGAAAAGAAGCCUUCGUUUUUGUAUGAUGACAAAUUGACUGCUAUCGCGAAGAAGUACAACAAAACUGUUCCACAAGUCGUUUUCCGUUAUUUGAUCGAUAUCGGAAGCGUUCCAAUCCCAAAAUCAGUGACACCUAAGCGAAUCGAAGAAAACAUCGACGUCUUCGAUUUCAAACUCAGCACCGAUGAGAUCAAGUACAUUGAUACAUUCAACACCGGCGAACGCGUGAUACAUUUCACCGAAUCACGUCACGACAAACACUUUCCAUUCAACAUCGAAUUCUAAUGUUUGGAUAUCGAGUUCGACAGGAAGUUUUCCAAAACAUUCAAAUUUAAUUUUUUUUUAUCGAAAAGUCAAAUUUGGGCUUAAAAAAAAGAAAUAAUGAAAAAAUGAGAACAAAACUGUAUUAAAGAUCACCUUAUCACAUUUUGCACUGUCACAACUGUUCAAAACAUAGCAUUGAUACUCAAAUUACGUAAUAAAUUGAUUAAAUUAUGCAAUGAAUUUAACGUAGUUGAUUAAAACAACAACAAUACUAAUCUUGGUUGAA